Messenger RNA from Mesorhabditis belari, 420 nucleotides. The record is from the annotation of a GenBank genome assembly. Lineage: Eukaryota; Metazoa; Nematoda; Chromadorea; Rhabditida; Rhabditidae.
AUGAUCAUAUUCUAUUAUAGAGAUUGCGAGGAGGCGGCAAGACUUGCACAAUUGGAUGGAGGAACUUUCGAUGCGCAAUACCAAAUCACGGUUUUCGUUUGUGUGAAUACCCAAUCCGGUCGGGUUGUUCCCGAGCGAAUGUGCGCAGAUCGAGAAAAACCAAAAAUCCAGCGAAAAGAGUGUCCACUGCUCGUCUGUCCAUCAAGAUGGCUUGCGUCGGAUUGGUCGGAAUGUGUUCCGACGUGCGGAAGUGGUUUGAGACAAAGGACUGUUUAUUGUGUACAGCAACAAGAGAAUCAUUCAAUCAAUGUACUCGAUAAAUAUUGUUUGGCUGAAAAGAAGCCGCCCUCAUCAGAAUCAUGUGUCUCAAAAUCAUGUGGUACAUGGGAUCCAGGUGAAUUGUGUCGGUGGCACCGAUUG